Molecule: messenger RNA, 1950 nt
Organism: Suricata suricatta (meerkat)
Lineage: Eukaryota; Metazoa; Chordata; Mammalia; Carnivora; Herpestidae
Product: NADH-cytochrome b5 reductase 3
Exons: 9
Coding region: 114-950 (278 amino acids)
Cellular component (GO): mitochondrion
Molecular function (GO): oxidoreductase activity; FAD binding
Source: RefSeq, a predicted model, not a curated record
AAAAGGGGACCCAGAGGGAGGAGAACGCUCAGAUCCCAGCAGUGCGGCUGGUGGGCCGCAGGCAGUUGGGCCACGUGGUCCUCUCCCCAGUCUGGUUCCUCCACAGCCUGCUCAUGAAGCUGUUCCACCGCUCCGCCCCGGCCAUCACUCUUGAGAGCCCGGACAUCAAGUACCCGCUGCGGCUCGUCGACAAGGAGGUCAUCAACCAUGACACCCGGCGGUUCCGCUUCGCCCUGCCGUCGCCCCAGCACAUCCUGGGCCUCCCCGUCGGCCAGCACAUCUACCUCUCAGCUCGGAUCGAUGGAAACCUGGUCAUCCGGCCCUACACGCCUGUGUCCAGCGAUGACGACAAGGGCUUUGUGGACCUGGUCAUCAAGGUUUACUUCAAAGACACGCACCCCAAGUUUCCCGCUGGGGGGAAGAUGUCCCAGUACCUGGAAAGCAUGAAGAUCGGAGACACCAUUGAGUUCCGGGGCCCCAACGGGCUGCUGGUCUACCAGGGCAAAGGAAAGUUUGCCAUCCGCCCAGACAAGAAAUCCAACCCCGUCAUCAGGACGGUGAAGUCCGUCGGCAUGAUCGCAGGAGGAACGGGCAUCACCCCAAUGCUCCAGGUGAUCCGUGCCAUCAUGAAAGACCCAGAUGACCACACCGUGUGCCACCUGCUCUUUGCCAACCAGACCGAGAAGGACAUCCUGCUGCGGCCCGAGCUGGAGGAACUGAGGAACGAACAUUCUGCUCGCUUCAAGCUCUGGUACACGGUGGACAGAGCCCCCGAAGCCUGGGACUACAGCCAGGGCUUCGUGAAUGAAGAGAUGAUCCGGGACCACCUUCCGCCCCCGGAGGAGGAGCCGCUGAUACUGAUGUGUGGCCCCCCGCCCAUGAUCCAGUACGCCUGCCUGCCCAACCUGGACCGUGUGGGCCACCCCAAGGAGCGCUGCUUCGCCUUCUGAUUGCCAGGCACUGGCUGCUCGCACGCCCACCCUGCACACUCACCGUGCCCGUCCACACCCACCCCUCCCCGCCUUUGUUCUUUAACAUCACUUUGCGCCACUUCCCCUGCUGCGGCCCCGGGUGCAGCCCGGCCUGCCCGUGCUGCGGUGCUUACCCCACUGGGCUGGUUCCCCUGAGGGACCCCUUCGGGAGCAGGGUUCUGUUAUAGGCGGGCCACCUCUGGCCACCAGCUGGCCCUCAUGGGUUGGAACCCACGGUGCUCAGCCCCGGCCCCGGCCCCGCCUUGCCUCCGCCCUGCCCCCCACACACUACGAGGCCAAGGCUGCCCACAUUGUGCUCCAGCCACCCCUCCAGGAGCAGACCGCAGUCCGGAAGUAAACACAGAUGUACGAGCAGCCCAGAGCUGUGGGUGCCAGGGACCUCCCACCCCUGGCCACUGGCUCGGGCCCCUCACCUGCCACCCCUCACUACCUGCUCUGGGUCAUGGCCCGGCCUCAGCACCUGACACUACAUAACAGGUAACACCAAAAAGUCCUCCCUGCAGGGGCUGUGGGGUUGAGAGGGUGCCCCCACCCCAGGGCCCAGGGAGGCCCAGCCAGCAGGGAGCUGGGCUGUCGCGGGGCUGUCGCAGGUAGAGGGGACCGGCCCCGGGCCCUCCUGAAGCCCAGCCUUGGCAUUUUGCCCAGUGCCUAAACCCUCAGGCCGCUUCGGGAGCUCCAAGCUGUCAGCCCUGCAGUCUGAGGGUCGCCUUGGGGCCCUGGGCCCCUCGCCCCGAGGGGCAGAGCUGAGGCGAUGUUUAUUUAUUCCUCUGCCCCAGACCCCCCUCCUGCUGCCUGCGCCCCCGAGCCGAGGGGAGAGUUUGUCUGAGCAGCGUCCUCAGAGACCUCAGUGUUGCCUUCGGACGAGGGUGGGUGAGCCUCUUGCAUAGCGGCUUUUUCAGAAUCAUUUAUGAGCAGAAAAAACGUUGAAAUAAACCUUUGCUGAUAUUAACCCUCUGCA